Molecule: messenger RNA, 432 nt
Organism: Gregarina niphandrodes
Lineage: Eukaryota; Apicomplexa; Conoidasida; Eugregarinorida; Gregarinidae
Exons: 1
Coding region: 1-432 (143 amino acids)
Source: RefSeq, a predicted model, not a curated record
AUGGUGUACAGAGCGAAAAGAAAGGGUGAGAAAGAUCAGUUGGGUUUCAUGAGAGAGACUUGGGUCCCGGGGCCUGCGAUAGUGAACAUGCCGGACCUGCACGACCACAACACGUGCAAGUACGUAUACCGCGACAAAAAUCGGGGGGCGUUCAACUAUUGUUUUGAAACAGCUGCUGAGCGCGACGCGUACAUUCAGUUGUCAAACAGCGCUCCGUUCUGGAAUGACCGGAAGGAGUUGCUUUCAGAGGUGCAGUACGCCGACCCGUUUAGGAAGGCGGUGGAGCUGACGUCGAAGGCGCAUCAGGAGCAGCCGAAUUUGCUUCCAAUGCUCCCGUUUGACCAAAGAAAGGGUGCUCGCGCGGAGCGAAUGGGGCGGUUGGACUUUUUUCUGCGCAGCAGCCAAACGUAUAUGCCUCCCGCGCCAGAAUGA